This is a messenger RNA of Cucurbita moschata (crookneck pumpkin), 1440 nucleotides long. Its product is annotated as oxidation resistance protein 1-like. The record is from RefSeq and is a predicted model, not a curated record. The transcript has 8 exons. Lineage: Eukaryota; Viridiplantae; Streptophyta; Magnoliopsida; Cucurbitales; Cucurbitaceae. The coding region runs from base 216 to 1208 and encodes 330 amino acids.
UUUCUUAUUUUAUUUAAUUUAAUUUUUUUAUAUUUACCUUCACAUUUCUCACUCCACCGCCGUUCUCUCCAAUUUCUCUCCGCCGACAGCUCUGCUUCUUCUCUUCCGAUCUCUGUUCCCAAAGUGGAUUCGAAAAUUGAAGCUAAAGGUAGCAGAUCCCUCGACGGAACACUAAUCUCUCUCUUUCUCUCUCUCUUCUUUCAUCACUCUUACCCAUGUUCGCCUUCAAAGAGAAAGUUACGGAGAGCCUUUCCCGUCUUUUAGCCGAUUCCCCAGAUUCCGCUUCUCAUUCCUUAACUUCACUUGACGACGAUCCUUCUCCCGUCAGGUCAUUCUCUAAAGGAGGAAAGGCUUUGUCUUCCUACUUUUCCUAUAUCAUCCCAUUUGCAGGCUUUGAAGGACCCAAAUCAGGCCAACCCCAGAACCAUUACAGGCCACAACAGCCUCGCCCUGUGCCAUAUGAUCCUGUCAAUUUUGAUCCUCUAGAACCUUUGGACGACGAGUAUAGCACAGCUUGUGGAACUAAGGGAACCUCAAUUUUUGAGGUAGAAAAUAAGGAAUGCAGUCGAGACGAUGAGGAAGAUUUUGAUGACUCUUUCUCCAGAAGGAGUACUAAUAGUUCUGAAGUAUUAGAAGACGUAGCUCGCCGACCUAGUCUGGAGAAGUCUGUGCAAAAUUCUUCGGUUGAUUCUGUUCUAAUGUCCAUUGACACCUAUGAUUUCCUGGUACAAUGUCUUCCUAACAUUGUGAAAGGGCGCCAAUGGAUCUUGCUAUAUAGUACAUUGAGACAUGGCAUAUCUCUCCGAACGCUCAUCCGCAAGAGUAGUGAACUCUCUGGUCCUUGUUUGCUGGUUGUUGGCGAUCGACAAGGUGCCGUGUUUGGUGGUCUUCUAGAAUCUCCAUUGAAGCCUACUGCUAAGAGAAAAUAUCAAGGAACAAAUCAAACUUUCGUCUUUACCACCAUGUAUGGUGAACCACAGCUCUUCAGACCAACUGGAGCGAACCGCUAUUUCUUCAUGUGUAUGGAUGAUUUACUAGCACUUGGUGGUGGCAGUAACUUCGCAUUACGUCUCGAAGAAGAUCUGUUGAAUGGAACCAGUGGACCAUGUGAGACGUUUGGUAACUCGUGCUUAGCGCACAGCCAGGAGUUUGAGUUGAAGAAUGUUGAGCUAUGGGGUUUUGCUCAUGCUUCGCAGUAUCUUUCAUGACAAGGAUGGGAUGGGAUGGGAUGUGUUUGCAGUUUGUGUGUAAUGUUUGAGUUAUUGGCUAUAAACAGUAUUUUUCCUUCUCCAAUAUUCUUUUUUUCCAUUUUUCAAUUUCAAAUGUCUGUAGUUUUUUACUUUGUAAGAAGCACAUUGGUUCUGGAAAAUUAAUGUCUUACUCUGUGGCAGUUCCUACAUACAAUUUCAGUGUAGGAUUGUAAGGGAUUCAUAUUUAUAA